Eufriesea mexicana is the source of this 5327-nucleotide messenger RNA. It is a transcript of the gene Neurl4, whose product is annotated as neuralized E3 ubiquitin protein ligase 4. Bases 1 to 5169 code for a protein of 1722 amino acids. Lineage: Eukaryota; Metazoa; Arthropoda; Insecta; Hymenoptera; Apidae. Gene Ontology annotation, molecular function: ubiquitin protein ligase activity. The transcript is spliced from 17 exons. The record is from RefSeq and is a predicted model, not a curated record.
AUGUCGAUGGUUGGUGCACAACAAAUGGUCGACAUGUUUCAUCAACGAUGCGGUCAUCGUGUAACUUUAACAAACAACAAUUGCACGGCCAUACGGGAUUUUUCAGAAUAUACUUUUGGAUUAGUUCUCAGCGCGGAGCCACUUAAAAAUGACGAGCUUUUCGAAGUUCGCAUCGAUAAAAAGAUGACAUCAUGGAAUGGUAGUAUAGAAAUUGGAGUAACAGAGUGUGAUCCAGAAGUAAUAGAAUUACCAGCUUGUGCCACUAAUUUACGUCAAGGAACAUGGAUUAUGUUUGAUUCUGGCAUAAUGCAUGAUGGAAUAAGAACAGUAGAAAUGUAUGGGAUGGAUCUGAAUGAAUUAGAAGAAGGAAGUACUUUAGGAGUAAUGAGGACAUCUAAUCAUGAAUUGAUAUUUUAUAUCAAUGGUGUCUCUCAAGGAGUAGCUGUAUCCAAUAUUCCAGAACGUAUUUUUGCAGUUGUAGACAUAUAUGGUAAUUGUGUGCAAGUGACCAUAACUCACCCACAAAUUGCUUCUGCUUUAUGUAAUGAACCAAAAGAUGAAGUUGAAAUUAAUAACGAUUAUGCUCUUGAAGAAGCAUCUAAUUCCUCAACAACUAAUCUAGUCGCUAAUUUGAAUGUUAAUUUAAAUGUUAAUGUUAAUGUUAAUUUACCCAAGAAUCCAAGUCCUGCUGCUAUUAGAGAAGAUAGAUUAAGGUUUCAUGAAAGAGUUGGUUCACUGGCAAAGUUGUCUAAUAAUGCCAGAACUGCAGAAAGACGAAGACCCUUAGAUGAAUUUAAUAAUGGAGUAGUAAUGACUCAUAGGCCAUUGAGAGAUAAUGAAUUAUUUGAGGUACGAAUUGAUAGGCUUGUGCACAAAUGGUCAGGUAGUAUAGAAGUUGGAGUUACAAUGCACAGUCCAACGGCAUUAGAAUUUCCAGCAACAAUGACUAACAUGCGGUCAGGAACAACAAUGAUGUCUGGUUCUGGAAUUUUAGUGAAUGGAAGAGGCACAUAUCGUGAAUAUGGAGAAUUUAAUUUAGACGAAUUAAGGGAAGGUGACAGAGUAGGCAUGAUAAGACGAAGCAAUGGAAAUCUUCAUUAUAUAAUAAAUGGGUUGGAUCAAGGUAUUGCUGCUAAAGUACCUGCAGGUGUAUGGGGUGUUAUAGAUUUGUAUGGUAUGACGGUAAAAGUAACAAUCGUCGAUCGUGAUGAAAGAGAAGAACAAAAUUUAGUUACUAGAAGAAACACAUUACAAUUACAAGGUUUAAAUGAAACAGAAGAAGAACCACCAGAUAGACUCAUGUUUCAUACAUGUUGUGGUACUCAUGUUGAAGUAAUUAAUAAUGGACGUACUGCACAUAGGCCUAACGUAAUGGACGAUUUCAACAAUGGUGUUGUAUUGACUUCAAGACCACUAAAACCAAAUGAAUUAUUUGAAGUGAGAUUGGACAAAAUUGUAGUAAAGUGGGCAGGAUCUAUUGAAAUAGGCGUUACUACUCAUUCCCCAACUGAAUUGGAGUUUCCUUUCACUAUGACAAAUGUUAGAUCCGGCACAUGGAUGAUGACAGAAAAUGGAGUAGUGCACAAUGGUACUACCAUAAUAGAUGAAUAUGGUCAAAAUCUUGAUGGACUGCAAGUCGGGGAUCGUGUAGGCGUAAUGAGAAAGGAUAACGCAACAUUGCACUUUUACGUGAAUGGUGUUGAUCAAGGAGCAGCGGCAAUGAACGUGCCUGAGAAAGUUUAUGGUGUUAUAGAUCUUUAUGGGCAAGCGGCUCAGGCAACUAUAGUUGAUAGUACAGAUUUCUAUAGUCCUACUACAAACAAUUCAAGCUUUAGUAAUACAACGUUGUAUAGUGACUUGAGGUUUCAUCAUAUACAUAGCAAAAAUGCAAAAAUAAUAAAUAAUGGAUUGACUGCGUUGAGGCCUAGAGCUUUAGGAGAAUUUAAUGAAGCUAUCGUGAUCGCAAAUCGUGCAUUGCGUGAUGGAGAAAUGUUUGAAGUAACAAUUGACAAAAUGGUUGAUAGGUGGACAGGUGCAAUUGAAGCAGGUGUAACUCUUAUAAGACCGGAUGAAUUGGAAUUUCCAUCUACAAUGACGGAUAUAGAUCACGAUACUUGGAUGUUGUCUGGAUCUAAUGUUAUGCGAGAUGGUCUUAUCCUAAGGAAUAAUUAUACUUGUGAUUUAGAUAAACUGCUAGAAGGUAAUCGCAUUGGCAUGAUGCGAUGUUCAGAUAGUAGUUUGCAUUAUUAUUUAGAUGGAGUAGAUCAGGGACCUGCUUGCACAGGUGUACCACCAUAUGUCUAUCCUGUGAUCGAAUUGUAUGGACAAUGUGUUCAGGUUACAAUCGUGCAGCCAGAACGUAGAGAUGCAAUGACACAACAGUAUUUGCCAUCAGAAAACAGUACUAGUCAGCAGCCUACAUCUGUAAUUCAACUUCAAGCUCAAACAGAAAUAAUGCAUAAAUUUCAUGAAUCUGUUGGCUUAAAUGUUGAAUUAAAUAGUGAUAAAACAUUAGCGACUAGGUGUAGAGAAUACAAUAAUGCUAUAUUAUUAAGUGAAGCACCUUUAGAAAAUAAUGAACUUUUCGAAAUUGCCAUUCAUGAAGUUGCGCGGGAAUGGAGCGGCUGUUUAAGGAUAGGUGUUGUGAAAAAUGAAAGUGGAAAUUGGUUAUCAUCUAUGAACCUUGUACCUGGCAUAGGAUCUAUUUCAGCAGAUGCUUGGUACUUAACAGGUAAUGAAGUAAGACAUAAUGGUUAUGUUUUAUGCAUGAAUUACUGUCCAAGUUUGGAAUGGUUGCGUGUUGGUGAUAAAAUUGGAAUGAAACGUACGCACGAGGGUAAUUUAAAGUUUUAUAUAAAUGGAGAGGACAUGGGUAUAGCAGCAACAAGUAUACCAGAAAUGGUGUAUGCUGUGAUUGAUCUUUUUGGUAGUACAGUGGCCGUAGAUAUAACAAGUAGUAAACAACAAAAUAAUGCGGUAUCUCCAAAUGCUAGUUUGAGAUUGCAAGAUUCUUUGGAAUUAUUGCUAGAUCCUAUGCCACCUUUUGUCAAAGUUUUGCGAAAUGAGACUGGAAUGGACACAUCUAUAGAUGUAUCUGAAGGAAAAUUAUUAAAUAAUGCUACGCUCACGCCAACGCAAUCAGCAGCUCAAUUAGUCGGAGAAAGCGAUUGGAAUUACGAGUUUCAUGAAAAUCAUGGUAGAAACAUACAGCUUGAAACUAAAACUAUUGCACGAAGAGUUGCAAGUUAUAAUCAAGGAGUGGUAAUGUCUAGUCGUCCUCUAAUAAAAGGCAAACCUUUUUUGGUAAAAAUAGAGAAACUGAAUAAACGAUGGGUUUCUAAUAUUUACUGUGGUGUAACUUGUAUUUCACCCGAAAAAGCUAAUUUUCCUUUAACUGCACUUGGUUUUAGAAAGCAUUCUUGGAUUAUUUGUAGUGACUGGAUAUCACAUAAUGGUAUUAGGGUAAAAACGAAGUAUGGAGCUGCUUUGGAAAGUCUUCACUCCAAUUCUAUAGUAGGUUUAUUGAUCGAUGACGACAACAGAUUACAUUUAAUUAUUAAUGGUGUAGAUCAAGGUGUAGCUGCAACAGACUUACCCCCUUAUAUUUAUGGUGUAUUUGAUCUGUAUGGGCAGUGUGAACAAGUUUCUAUUGUUACAAGUGGUAUGGAACAAUUCUCAUCAACUACCAUUAACAAUGCUGUAACAUCUGUGGAAUGUAUAAGGACCAAAUUAGAAGAUGCAGAAAACUCAAGAGAGAAAGCAGACUUAGAAUGUCAUGAAAAAGAAAACAUCAUCGCAGCUACUUCUUCGGAUCUAUCUUCUUCUACCUCACCAAGUGUGCCGAGUCAGUGCAGCUCAAAUGCUAAAGACGAUGAUAUUGUAGAGUAUGCAACGUGUAACAACGAUAAUGUACAUUUAGCAAAUCAUAUCGAGAACAAAGCAGUGCCCAGUAUCUCAGACAGUAAUAAUUUGGAUUCGAAUUCCGAUAUAAAUCAUGACACAACACGAAGUAUUAAAAACAAGACUUACGACAAUUCGAACCAGCUAAAUAAUAGCGCGAUAUUGAAUAGCCAGUCAGAAAAUUUGAGUAUUAGAAACGAAUGUACAAAUGUAGAGAUAAAUAAUGCGACUAAUAUUAAUAUUAAAAAUGGCACCGCAAACAGCACCAGUAACAUAACUAACUUAAAUACUAACGCUAAUAAUGCGAUAAAUGAAAGCAUAGUGUCUAAUAGUCAAGGGAAUAAUAUAAGCUCUUUGCAUCAAAACAAUGCAUCUGUUAAUAUGUUAAACUCGUCUCAGACAUUCUUGUCUCAGAAUACAUUGAAUAAUGCAACAUCUGAUAUUUCAAACACUGUUUCUUCUAAUUUCAAUGAAAUGCGUUCAAACAUAUCUUGGAACAACACUCUUGAUAAUUCUGUUGGUGGAAAUACAAUUUUAGGACAAAAUACAAUUUCUAUUUACAAUACGCCUUCGUUCCAGUUGCUGCAGGCACCAUUGUUACCGUCCACUCCUCUGGGAACAAACAUUAUACUUUCAAAAAAGUGUGAAUAUUUAAAGGCGUGUAUGAGACUGAAGAAAUCACUGGUUUUGCCGGAUGAAUUCUUUUCUUUAGAAGAUGUAUUGUGUUAUUGUAAUAACUGUUAUAAAGUAGAAGGGGAUAGUGCAAUUUGCAAAAAAGGUGAACCACCAGCAGAAUUUGCUAUACCGAUUGGAUGGAGUAGGUUUCCAUUGAAACAAAGUAUUAAUGCCAAUCAAAUUCCACAUACUAUAACUGAUAAGUGGCAUGUUGCUUUUUAUGGUAUACGUCUGGACGCAAUCAGACUGAUUUUGGACACGGGUGAACUUAUGACAAAAGAGCAACUAGAUAUGAGUAAUCUAACAAUGAAUAUAAAGACCGAAGAUCAAAAUCCUCAGGUAGCUUUCUCCCCUAGUAUAAAAUAUGCAGCAUCUGAGGAGUUUACCAAGAAGUAUCCAUAUAUCGAUACUCAAUCAAAUAGAAAGCUGACAGCAACUACGGCAUUUCAGCUGUUAGUGAGGCCUGGUUCAUAUACAAUCAAUUCUGGUAGUAAAGAUGGUGAUGAUCCGCAGUUUGAAUCUAUUAAAUGGGCUACCAAAGAAGCCGGGGCUACAGUUAUCGUGGCCCUCUUAAUUCACCUCGAUGGAUUUUAAUUCACAUAACACGGAAGUGAGAAAGCGUUGCACGAUGCAAUUGUUGUGAGAGACACACUUUCGUUUAAGGUUGAGGAAUGUACAUAAACAUUAUAUAACGUAAUAUAGUUAUCAUAAGAUAAUUUUUUUAAAUCAAUUUUUUAUCUUCAAUUAUUCCG